CAAACUGAAUACUUUGGUACACAUUUCCUCACUAAGGGUUUCAGCACAGCUGUAAUGCAGUUGGGAUUCAGAGAGCUCGGCCCCUCUGGUCAUUUCUUUAGGUCCAUUCUGUUUUGAGCUGCUUAGCUGAAAGUGGAUGUGACAGAAGAGGGAAGCAGAGGCACUCUUUGACGAUGGGCCAGGGGAUGAGUCAGAUCAUGCCUGGACUUUACCUCGGAAGCUGCCUAGAUGCAAAGGACUGGGAGCAGCUCAAAAACAACAAAAUCAGCCAUAUCUUGUCACUUCACCAAACUGCUCAACCUGUGCUUCAGGACGUGAUAUACUUGUGCAUUCCAUUAAGAGAUAUGCCAAAUGAGAAUGUGAUGAAGCACUUCCAGGAAUGCAUCACUUUUAUUCACUACUGCCGGCUGAAUGGCGGGAGCUGCCUGGUACACUGCUUACAAGGCAACUCCCGCAGUGCCACGGUCAUCGCUAGCUAUCUGAUGGUGGUGCAUGGCGUGAAGUGGCAGGAGGCACUCUGUCACAUCAGCACCAUUCGAGCCACCAUCAAGCCCAAUGUUGGCUUUCUGAAGCAGCUGGAGGAUUUCGGGAAGGGUCCUGACAAAGAGGUGACUUCAAUAGUUGACAAAAGCAAAACUUAUGACGUGCUUAGUUUUUCAAAAAGCCUUUGAUAGAGUCCCACAUUGAAGAUUAAUUCUAAAACUAGGAGCGGUUGGCAUCAGAUAAACCUAUAAAACUGGAUCUCAUGUUGGUUAACCAGCAGAAGACAAAGAGUACAGAUAAGAGGAGAAUGCUCCAUGUGGAUUGAUGUCAUCAGUGUAGUCCCUCAGGGGUAUGGUUGCCAGACACCUGAGUUGCCAAAGGAGAACACAGAAGGCCAUAAAAGGUGACAAAGGAGGAUGCAUUGAAAGUUUUGCUAUUUAGCAGCAGUUAAAGAACUGAGAGGUUGGUAAGUAUGAAUGAUGUUGAACAGAUUCCCCCUUGGAAAUCGAGAGGAAUCAAGACCCAUUAAUGGAACGGGGCCUGUAUGACGUGCAAAAGCCAGAGAUCUUCCAGGUUUUUAGCUUUGCAUCCAGGACAGAGAACUUCACUCAGGAGUCUGCUCUGGGGCUGUUACCUUUUCUGAUUUAUGUUAAUGGCAUUGAUUCCAGUAUAGUUGGUAAAUUUGUGAAAUUUGCAGAUAUCAUUACAAUUGAAAGAUUGGCAGACACUGAGGAGGAAGGAAAAAUAAUUCAAGAAGAUUUGGACAAGCUUCAGAACUGGGUGAACACUUGGCAAAACCAUCUUAGCAUAGAAAAGUUCAAUGUUGCAAGUCAAAUGAAAUGUUAGUUUAUAUUGUAAAGACUGUUAAAUACAAAUCAAAGGAUGUUACCACCGACUAUAAAAUGCACUAGUGAGGCCCCAUCUGAAAUAUUGUGUGCAAUUCUGGUCUCCACACUACAAAAAAGGCAUGGCAACACUUGUACUGAGGAGAACAACUAAGUGCAUCCCAGAACUUUAAGGACAUAUCCUACUCUGACAGACUCGGAGAAUUAAACCUGUUUAGUCUCAAGCAGAGGGGACUGCAUUGAUAAAGUAAGCCCAGCAGAAUUCUUUCAGCUUAAUAACAGCGAAUCACAUACUGAAGGAUAGCUGUGAAAAUUAUGAGGAAGUGCAUGUAAGACUGAAGUCAGGAAGCAAUUCUUUAUGCAAAGAGUUGUGGGAAAGUGGCAUAAACGACAUGAAGUUGAAGCUAAACCCUUAGCAAUGUUUAAGAAGUGUCUGGAUGAGACAUUGAGGCAACAUAGCUAUUAAUUAAACAAACGAGCCUGAUGAACUGAAUAAUCUCCUAUAGUAUGCCGAGUUUCCUAUGUUUUCAUGCACAAUGGAGAUAAGAAACUUUCUGAAAGAAUGGAUGUCUAUGCGAGAGCAGCUCUGGACCACCACAAACAGUAAAAAAAACACAUCCAUGAAAAAAACUCAGUACACUCAUGUUACAUAAUCCGCAAUUUAAGUGAUCUAGUCGUAUGUGCACAACAGGCAAAACAAAGGUAUUUUUUUUCCCUAAAAUAAAGUUGGUCCAAAUGGUCUGAACACACACCAGAAUGACUUAAAGGAAGA
Messenger RNA from Polypterus senegalus (gray bichir), 2100 nucleotides. Its product is annotated as dual specificity protein phosphatase 15-like. Gene Ontology annotation, cellular component: cytosol. NCBI's taxonomy places the organism in Eukaryota, Metazoa, Chordata, Cladistia, Polypteriformes, Polypteridae. Gene Ontology annotation, molecular function: protein tyrosine/serine/threonine phosphatase activity. The record is from RefSeq and is a predicted model, not a curated record. Gene Ontology annotation, biological process: transforming growth factor beta receptor signaling pathway; regulation of cell population proliferation; protein dephosphorylation. The transcript is spliced from 7 exons. The coding region runs from base 174 to 671 and encodes 165 amino acids.